This is a messenger RNA of Antechinus flavipes (yellow-footed antechinus), 4207 nucleotides long. RefSeq names its product outer dynein arm docking complex subunit 4 (gene ODAD4). Lineage: Eukaryota; Metazoa; Chordata; Mammalia; Dasyuromorphia; Dasyuridae. The transcript has 13 exons. Gene Ontology annotation, molecular function: protein binding. The record is from RefSeq and is a predicted model, not a curated record. Gene Ontology annotation, cellular component: cytoplasm. Bases 129 to 1928 code for a protein of 599 amino acids.
CGGAAGUGGUGUCACGACCCUCGGUUGCUAGGAGAUGGGUGUUAUACAAGCUGGCUGGAUCCCUAAAGGUUCCUGAACUCUUCAUUGUUUCUUCCCCACAGGGUGUUUGAUCCCGAAAGCGGGCUGUCAUGUCGGACUUGGAUCUUGAGGACCUUCGGAGCACCUUCCCCUCUUACAUGGCGGAGGGCGAGCGGCUCUACUUAUGCGGGGAAUAUCAGAAGGCUGCUCUGUGCUUCACCAAAGCUCUUCGCCUUCAGAUGGAUGACCCAAACUGCCUGGUUGCUCGGUCUAAGUGCUAUCUGAAGUUGGGAGACUUGGAAAAUUCACUGAAAGAUGUUGAGAAAUCUCUCCAAAAUGACCAGACUUUCUGUAAGGGAAUUCUCCAAAAGGCUGAAACCUUGUACACUAUGGGAGACUUUGAGUUUGCCUUGGUGUACUAUCACAGAGGUUAUAAGCUGCGACCUGAUCGGGAAUUCAAAGUUGGCAUUCAGAAAGCUCAGGAAGCCAUUAACAACUCAGUAGGAAGCCCUUCCUCGAUUAAGUUGGAGAACAAAGGGAAUCUCUUCUUCCUCAGCAGACAGGCAGAGAAUAUGAAAGCCCAGCAGAAGACUCCAGUAAAGCCACUCUGGAAGGACAUCAAAACAGAAAGUAAACGGAAGAGCUCCCUGAAGAGUGAGAAGACUGUUCGACAGCUGCUAGGGGAGCUUUACGUGGACAAGGAAUAUCUAGAAAAGCUCCUUAAGGAUGAAGACCUGAUUAAAGGCACUAUCAAGCGUGGAAUGACUGUGGAAGACUUGAUCAUGACUGGCAUCAAUUACCUAGAUACUCGGACGGACUUCUGGAGACAGCAGAAGCCAAUCUAUGCUCGGGAACGAGACCGGAAGCUGAUGCAAGAAAAGUGGGUCCGAGAUCGGAAGCGCCGUCCAUCUGAGACUGCCCGCUAUAUUCUCAAGAGUCUGGAGGAGAUUGACCUGUUACUUACUAGUGGCAAUGCUGAGGGGAGUUGCCAGAAAGCUGAAAAAGUGCUGAAGAAAGUGUUGGAGUGGGACAAGGAAGAAGUGCCCAACAAAGACGAACUGCUUGGCAACUUAUACAGCUGCAUUGGCAAUGCACAGAUUGAAAUGGGGCACAUGGCAGCUGCAUUACAAAGCCAUCGCAAGGAUCUGGAGAUUGCCCGGAAAUAUGAACUGCCUGAUGCCAAAUCUCGAGCCCUGGAUAACAUUGGCAGGGUCUAUGCAAGAGUUGGGAAAUUCCAGCAAGCCAUUGACACGUGGGAGGAGAAGAUCCCGCUGGCAAAAACCAGCCUGGAGAAGACCUGGCUGUUCCAUGAGAUUGGCCGUUGCUACCUGGAACUCAACCGGCCUUGGGAAGCCCAGGAGUAUGGAUUGAAGUCCCAGGCAUGUGCCGAAGAGGAGGGGGAUGUCGAGUGGCAGCUCAACGCCAGCGUUCUGGUGGCCCAGGCACAAGUUAAGCUGAAAGACUACGAAGCUGCCGUGAGCAACUUUGAGAAAGCGUUGGAGAGGGCAAAGCUGGUCCACAAUAAUGAAGCCCAAAACGCCAUCAUCAGUGCUUUGGAUGACGCCAACAAGGGCAUCAUUGAAGAACUGAGAGCAACUCGAGGUUCUGAGAUUGUUAAAGAAAAGAAAGACAAAGAUGAAAUAUUUGAGGAUGCCGAAGUAGAGAAAAAUGAGGAAAAAGAAAAGGAAGACAUGGAUGAAUCAGAAGGAGAGAGGGGUGAGAGUGAUGAUCAGAAGGUAAAAUCGGAAGAGGAACUACAAAAAGAAAAUGAGCAACAGUUUGAGGAAAUACAGGAGAUGAAGAAGGAGGAAAUUGAACAUGAUGAAGAUGAAGAAGAACAAGAAGAGGAAGAGAAGGAAGAGGGGGAAGAGGAAACAGAAGAUGUAGAAACCGAGGCAGACACAGAUUAAGUAACUUGCCCAAGAUUACACAGCCAGUAAGUGUCCGAAGAAGGACUGGAACGAGCUCCUCCUUGUACCAUGUGGCUCCCUUUCUUUGUUCUCCCAGUGCUGCUGGGCUCCCUCCUCUGCUGGCUCGGCAUCCUUUUCCAUACUGCUUUAUGUGGGGGUCCCUUAGGAGUCUGACCUUAGCUCAGGAUUAUUGGUUUUAAAACUGAGACAUUAGAAACAGUUUAAUCCAAAACCUCCUUUUAUAAAUGAGAAAGUGGUCCUCUUCUCUCUUUAAUUUGGGGAUUUUCUUCAGAGCCAAAUCAGCUACCACCCUUAUUCCUUUUAUUCAGUUCAAGAGUUAAAUACUUGUUUAAGGGACACUCUUCUAAGUGCUAAGGAUACAAAGUAAAAAAACAAAAAACAAAAAACAUUCCUAUUCUUAGUGAGCUGACCCAACAAUGUGAACACAAAUAAAUGUAUGCAGGAUAAUUUCAGAUGGGUAGAAGGUACCAGGGAGCUCAGGAAAAGGCCUCAUGUAGGAGGUGGCAAAACUACUCAGCUUUAAAAAGAGGCCUGGGUUCCAAGGGGCAGAAUGAGGAGGGUGUGGAUGCUAGGCAAGGGAGAAUGUUUUUCCAAAAGCUUAGAUUGCAGCUAGCAUGAGAGAGAGCUGGAAUGAGUCAGACAAAGAUUGUAAUGAACUUUAUAUGCUGAGCAUUUUAUCUCUGAGGCAAGAGGAAGCCGUUGGAAGUUCUUUACAGGUCUCUAACUAUAGGAAUAAUAAUUUGACAGCUGUGUGGAGAAUGGGUUGUUGGAGGGAGGGACUUAGAGCAGGGUCAUCCAAUCAUCCAUCUAGUAGCAUCAGUUAGGAAGUGAUCCAAGGGAGGGGCCUGAGCCACAGUGGUGGCCAUGGUGAUAGAGAUGAUGGACCCCAAAAGGUACCACAUAACUGACUGAAUAUAGGAAGUGAGGGCAAGAGAAGAGUCAAGGAUGACUCAAGAUUGUAAUUUUGGGUAAAUGGAAGAAUGGAGAUAUUCUUGGCAAAAAUAGAGAAGUUAGGAGGCCAGAUGGAUUUGGGAGAAUGAUAAUUCUGUUUUGGCUGUGGGAUCAAAGUUUGCCUAACUUGUUUUUCCUUCUGGUUUCACUCUUUGUAGAUGACACCUGUGUUUAUAACUUUAGGAUUUUCUGUGAGAGUCUUCUCCUUGAUUGUUCAUACCCCAUUGUAGUGAGAAUGGUUGGACCAUUUCCCAUAGAACUGACCCAUGUUGGGGUUUUAUUCCCUGGGGCGGGAUAUAGACUAUGGCCCCUGGUUAAAGAUCAUGAAGGACCAGAAGCUCUUGGUUGGGUUCUUGGUCCCUGUGAAAUAUUGGUAGAAAAGGAGGAAGAUUGUACCAUUCAAGAUAGGUGACUGAGACAGGAACAGCUGCUUCCUCUGUUGGCAAUAAGGAGCAAGGAAGGAUUUGAUUGUUUCUGUUCUCUUCUUUUGGGACACAGUCCACAUUAAUUCUCUCUUGAACUUCUAACAAGGGAGGAAAAGAUCCUCCCCUCCCUACUCUUUUCUCCCUCCCCCAACAGUGACAGCAUGAAUAUGGGGAUUCAAGAACUUAUAAUACUAGGCAAGCCUGAACCCGAGCCCCAAACCCUGGCUCUCUUCUUCCAUCUUUCCUUGAGUUUUGAUCAUCAGAUAGUGAUGCUGAGAAACAUUUCUGGCCCCAACAGCUGCCUCAUAAGUUCAAGUCCCUGAGUCAAGUUUACUCCGAGGUCGCUUUUUGCAUCUACAUCUUCAGAGAAGACCAUCCCCAGGAGGACAGAGCUGAGAGGGCUGAGAAAGCUUAAGCUCUGCCUAGCUGAGGGCCCCCUCCUUGGGGAAGGUUACCGUUGCAAGUAUCACCUCCCCUUGGACAACUAGCACUUUGACUUUGAACUGGCACCACUCCACCUGUUUCUGUAACUUAAAUAUUCCAUGGGCAGCAGUUCUACCCUUUGUUCAGGCCAUUCUCUAUGCCAGAAAGGUCCAGAUUUUACUUGUUGGAUUCCUAAGCAUUUUUUAAAAGCCCAACUCAAAUGCCGCCUCUUUUAUGAAGCUUUCCUAGAUACCAUUCUUCUAUAGGGACCUUUUAUUUCCCACAUCACAGCGUUUUUGUAACUUGUUAUACCGUAAUACUAUGCAUUAUAUCUCUCUAAUCUCCCUACAAGGCUGUAAGCUCUGUGAGGGCAGGGCUCCCUUAUUUAAACUUUGUAUUACUCUCAGAAUAGAACUAAAUGUUUGUUUAAAGAAGGAAUAAAUGGAUCUUCACAAUUGA